Molecule: messenger RNA, 741 nt
Organism: Parnassius apollo (apollo)
Lineage: Eukaryota; Metazoa; Arthropoda; Insecta; Lepidoptera; Papilionidae
Source: the annotation of a GenBank genome assembly
AUGGAAAGUGUUUCUGUAAUGGAAGACAUGAACAUUUCACAACCCAAGAAACUCUUUUCUAUACUGUGCAAGGCAGUAUUGGCAGAAUUUAUUUCGACGUUACUUUUAGUCCUGCUAGGAUGCAUGUGUUGUGUGCCAAUAUCCAGCUUGACGCAUCUACCACUAUUAUAUGGGCCAUUAGGUUUCGGCUUGGUUGUUCUCAUUAAUAUUCAGGCAUUUGGACAUAUAUCUGGAGCACAUAUGAAUCCGGCCGUUACAUUAGCCGCUUUGCUGUGGGGGAAAAUGUCAAUCGCCACUGGAAUUGCAUAUAUCUUAGCUCAGUGUGCGGGUUCUAUAGCUGGAUAUGGAAUAUUAGUAGCAGUUUCUCCAAUUGAUUUGACCACAGACGGAAUUUGUACAACCCAACCUCAUGUACAGCUCACUACGCUCCAAGCAUUGGGUAUUGAAGUAAUACUAACAGCCACAUUAAACUUCAUUAAUUGCGCUGUUUGGGAUCAAGUGAACGAAGCUUUCUUAGAAUCUGUUUCUCUAAAAAUUGGUUUCACUAUUGCUGGGCUAUCAAUUGCUGGAGGUCCUUUUACUGGUGGAAGUAUGAACCCAGCACGAUCUUUGGGGCCAGCUCUUUGGACAAGUACAUGGAAUGCACAUUGGGUCUACUGGAUCGGUCCAUUACUUGGUGGAUCUCUAUCGGCAAUAUUUUAUAAAUGUACAUGGCUGAAAAAAGGUAGUAAUUAUAUAUGA